This is a messenger RNA of Daphnia carinata, 1497 nucleotides long. Its product is annotated as alpha-(1,3)-fucosyltransferase C-like. The transcript has 2 exons. The record is from RefSeq and is a predicted model, not a curated record. NCBI's taxonomy places the organism in Eukaryota, Metazoa, Arthropoda, Branchiopoda, Diplostraca, Daphniidae. Gene Ontology annotation, cellular component: membrane. The coding region runs from base 52 to 1368 and encodes 438 amino acids. Gene Ontology annotation, molecular function: alpha-(1->3)-fucosyltransferase activity.
CCUUAGUAUGGUUUUGUCCUUUGCAACGGCACCAACUCGACGAAAACAGGAAUGGCGAAAAGCAAAACAAAACCUUCGUUUUGGAAGGUAAUGCAAAUCUUCAUGGCCGUUGCUGUGCGCUCAAUACCAACCCGGUUUUCGACCAUCUUCAAUUUUAUCGGCUGUCUUGCCAUGUGCUAUUUAUUGGUCACAGCCAUCGGCUAUGCCUCGUCAAAUAAUGGUGAUCACAUUAUCGAAACAAACGACAUUUCGCAGGUAGAUGUCCGUCAGGAGCAAAUGGUCAAUUCCAAACCGGAAUCAGAGCCACCCCCCAAAACGAUUUUAUUCUGGACGCUGUAUUACAAUCGAUCAGAUUUCACCUUCGGAUUUGGUCGCGAUCCUUUCGUUAAAUUCGGUUGCAAAGUGAGCAAUUGCAUAACAACCAACGAUCGCACAUUGCUCAAUCAGAGCGACGCCAUUAUCUUUCACGCGUUGCAAGUUUCGAGUCGAGACCUUCCGGCCCAUCGACAACCGCAACAGCGUUUCGUUUUUUUCUUGUACGAAACGAUUCCGAACACAUCCAUUCCGUGCGUCGGCAAAUGUCUGCCCUCGAGCCAAUACAAGCCGCACUAUUUCAACUGGACAAUGACGCAUCGUCGGGAUUCCGACGUCUACGUGGCAGAGCCUUACGGGGCCAUCGCUCCAAAAUAUUGGACGCUUCCUACUCAGCUGCCCGAUGAAUUAUCACCUGGUACUCUUCCGGCCGAUCCAGCUAUCCUCCUCAAUCGAAACUAUCCGGAAUUAGCCAACAGGACGAAGAUGGUGGCCUGGUUCGCCUCGCAUUGCCCGACUCACAGCCAACGCGAGGACUACGUCAAAGAAUUGUCCAGUUACAUCCAAGUGGACAUUUACGGCAAAUGCGGAACGAUGGAAUGUCUUCCACGCAACAGCCACCGAUGCGAGAGUUUACUCGACAAUUACAAAUUCUAUUUAGCAGCUGAGAAUUCUUUAUGUCCGGACUACGUGUCUGAGAAAUUCUAUCGGGCAUUGACCAAUAAUAUCGUGCCCAUCGUGUACGGCGGUGCCGAUUAUACGGAAUACGCUCCUCCACAUUCGUUCAUCAACAUUGCCAAUUUCAAAUCGCCAAAACAUUUGGCCGACUACCUGACGUUGUUGGCCAACAACGAUCACCUCUACAUGGAAUAUUUCCAAUGGAAAAAACAUUACGCUGUCGUUCGAUCGCCUAAAAAGGGAUGGUGCGAUCUGUGCGCUAAACUCAACGAGCCCAGUCAGGAAAAGAAAACGAAAACGUACGAAGAUGUAGCCGAAUGGUGGGUAAGAAAAUUGCCUUGCUAUCCAGGGUCAUCAUUCCUCAUGAGUCACGCGUAAUUUUCGAAAUGCAAUUUGUUUUCAAAUGUGAGUUGGGUCUUGUUUAGUCGAAACUGCUUUUGCAAAAUUUGAUGCGUUAAAAAUGUUGAGAGGCGAAUAUAACUAAAAAUACACAUGCAUUUAACCUUG